AUGAUCCCGAAGCUGUCAGAACCGCUUAUAUGCGGUCCCAGGGCUCUUCUAAACCCGUUGGUGCCGACGGCAGAGAACGCUUUCAACCCGUGCUUCCUAUCGCAGCUCUUACUUCUUUUGGCGAUCUUCAUCAGCCUUCCUGCCAUAUACCAACUUGCAACCCUGCUAAGAAGUCCUAGAUAUGGGUCAUUUUCCAUAAAAAGCACAAGGUUCGUGCACUACUUACGAUGUUUCCUUGUGGCCUGGGGAACGCUUCUCUCGUUGUGGUUGACAGCUCAGAUAAGCAUUCAUGAACGAUACGCAGACUACAAGCUUGCUGGGUUCGCAUCAAUCACUUUAGUAUUGGCACUUGUUGUUCUACCUUUGCAUAUAAUAGAGCCUUUGACCAUGCCAAUCCAAUCGGGCGUUUUGUUGUCAUUCUGGCCUGUCCUCGCCUUACUUCAGGCAUCCAUAUUUUACCAGGACAAGUACACGAAUUGGCCUCUUCUACUUCAUACUGAGGCUGUUCUUGUUGAACUAGCAUCUUUCAUCAUUUCCAUUGUGGUGUUUUUCCUCGAAGCAUCAAAGCGUGCGUGGAAACCAUCUCAUGAGCUUCUCCUUCAUUACAUGAAUGACGAGGCUUUGGCAUUGGAGCUCAAGAAGCCUAACUUCGUCGAACGGAUAACAUACACUUGGAUGAAUAAGCUUAUUACUAGUUCAUAUGAAAAUGGUACGCUUUCUCACCAAGACUUGCCUGAGAUUCCUUCCCGUAUAUCAACAGAAUUAUACAUGCAACGCCUUUCUAAACACUAUGACCCCAAGAAAAAUCAAAACGUCAACAAAAGCGGUCUUCUAUGGGCAUUGAUCAAGGCCUUCGGCCCUUUGGGUCUCAUAUCAUUUUUUUAUGAGUUGAUCGAUAAAGUCCUUAAUUUUGUUCAACCUCAGCUCUUGAGACUCUUGAUCGUAUUCGUGAGCGACAAAGUUUCUGACCCGACUGUACCAGCAUUAAGGGGUUUUCUUAUCUCUUUUGGUAUGUUUUUUGUCACUCUUAUUCAAACGUCCAUGGCUAAUAGUUUCAUGAUGAGAAUUCAAGAAUUCGGCUUCAGUUUUCGUGCUUCCUUGACUUCUAUGGUGUUUCAAAAGAGUCUUCGGAUCUCGAACCAGGCUCUUUCUGAGCGCUCCAGUGGAGACAUUGUCAACCUCAUAUCGAUUGACGCUCCAAGAGUACAGAAUUGCGCUCAAGAAAUUAGCACUCUAAUAAUAGCACCAACUGAAUUUGUUAUUUGCAUGAUUUCCUUGUGGGCGCUUCUAGGGAAAGCUAGUUUUGCUGGCGCAGGUGUAAUCUUAUUUUCAUUUCCAGCUAACGCUGUCAUUGUCCGCUUUCAGAAGCGCCUCUCUAAGAAACAAAUGAAGAUCAAGGACGAGAGAAAUCGUGUGACCAAUGAAAUUCUUACAUCAAUGAGGUCUAUUAAGUUCUACGCUUGGGAGCAACCUUUGCUCAAGCAAUUGCUUGAUAUAAGAAAUGGCCGCGAGUUAAAAAAUCUAAGGAAGAAAAGAUUAUUGGGCCAGGUAUCCAGCUUUCUAUGGAUUUUGAUCCCUUUCCUAGUAUCUUUUGCUACUUUUGCAACAUUUGCUGUCACGAGCUCAAUUCCUCUCACCUCAGACAUCGUCUUUCCCGCGUUGACAUUGCUUGAAAUUCUUUCCAAGCCUAUUCUCAACUUUCCAGCUGUUUUCACCUACAUAAUCGAUGGCUCAGUGGCACUAGACAGAAUUACUAACUUUCUUAGAAGUCCCGAAGUUGAUGAGAACAUUCUUGCCAUCAAGCCAAGCAACCACAAAACGUCUUUGGAGAUUCAAAAUCUAUCGUUUCUUUGGAGUAAACCUGACACCAAUGAGAUAACCGAAGAUAUGGAUUUUGCCAGCUUCAAGUACGCUCUUCGAAAUAUUAACUUGAAGGCGCAAAAAGGUGACUUUGUUUGCAUUGUAGGUCGAGUGGGAUCCGGCAAGUCCGCUUUGCUCUCCUCCAUAAUCGGCCAACUUGAGGCUAUUCAUUCUUCGGCACCUCAUAAAAAACCGUCUCCCAUUAAGCUUCACGGUAGCAUUGCCUAUUGCACACAAAAUCCAUGGAUCAUGAAUGCAUCAGUUAAAGAAAACAUUCUUUUUGGGCAUCAACUUGACGAAGAGUAUUAUCAACGCACCAUCGAAGCAUGUCAGCUUCUCCCGGAUUUAAAAGUGCUCCCGGACAAUGAUGAUACGCAAGUUGGCGAAAAGGGCAUAUCUUUAUCCGGAGGUCAGAAAGCCAGAUUGGCUUUAGCGCGUGCUGUCUAUGCCAGGGCCAACAUAUACGUCCUUGACGACGUGUUGAGUGCAGUUGACAGUCAUGUAGGUAAAAACAUCAUUGAUCAGAUUUUCAGUAAAAGGGGUCUAUUGGCGGCACUGACAGUGGUUCUAGCAACAAACAAUAUCCCUGUAUUGCUGUACGCUACAAAAAUAUACUAUCUAGAGAAUGGAAGGAUGAGAGAAGAAGCAAAAUACAACGAAAUCAAUCUGGAUAGCUACCCCAAGCUUCACAGCUUGAUUAGCGAAUUUGGUUCAGGCUCAGAAUCAAUCAGUUCGUUUUCUGAUGACAGCGACUCCGAAGUGAUCCAGGUACCAUUACCGAAGAGAGCAAGUAUUGCACCAUUUGAGUGGGAUCCUCUCAAGAAGAAUACCUCUGCAAAGAGAACAGCGCAAUCAGCAGAGGUUUCUGCAAAGGGCAAAGUAAAGUGGGAGAUUUAUUACGACUAUAUCAAGGCCUGUUCUCUUAGUGGCGUACUUGUGUGGGUUGCCAUUUUUAUCGCAUCGACUCUCAUUUCUGUUCGUACAACAUACUGGCUUAAAGAGUGGGCGGAGAGAAACUCCUCCAUCGGGGACAACUCCGAAGCGUUCAGGUUUAUACUGAUAUAUGCAGCUUUGGGCCUCACGACAAGUAUCUUGACCCUGGCCCGAGGCGUCUUGUUUUGGGCAUUCUUGGGUCUUCGUGGUGGUAAAGUUAUACAUGAGCGAAUGGCUCGUCGUAUUAUGAAAGCUCCCAUGCUUUUCUUCGAGAGAACCCCUGUUGGAAGAAUCAUGAACCGAUUCAGUAACGAUGUGAAUAAAGUCGAUGAUGCCUUACCCAGAUCAUUCAACAACUUCCUCAAUGCUUGUUUGAAAACCACGAUGACCCUUGUGAUUGUGGUUUUCGCAAUCCCUCCAUCCUUCUUUGUAUUGGUUGUGUCGGCAUUCUCGUACAGAUACUUCCAGAUAUAUUACAUUGCUGUGCAGAGAGAAAUCAAGAGGCUAGUUUCAGUGUCUCGGUCUCCAAUCUUUGCACACUUCCACGAAAGCUUGACUGGUGCGGAUACGAUACGAGCUUACAGACAACAGGAUAGAUUUCUUUUCAUCAAUGAUGCCAACGUGGACUUCAACCUUCGAAGUCUCUACAUGUUGCGUUCUGUGAAUAGGUGGCUUUCAGUCAGAUUGCAAAUGAUGGGAUCUCUUUUGAUUUGGAUCUCCUCAUCACUUUUGAUCUACAGGGCUUCUUCUGCCAAACCAUUGAGUGCUGGUAUGGUGGGAUUUGUGAUGAGCUAUUCUUUGCAAGUCACCAGCUGGCUUAGGUUGAUUGUCCGCUUCUCUGCUGAAGUGGAGUCGAAUAUCGUUUCGGUAGAGAGGUGUCUUGAGUACGCAGAAUUGGAACCUGAGGAAAACCCCGACACUCAAUACGUCAAGAGAAUCCCAUUGUGGCCAGAGCAUGGAGAGAUAAAGAUCACAGAUUACUCUGCUAGAUAUGCGAAGAAUCUUGAUUUGGUACUCAAGCAAGUGAAUUUUGACGUCAAGCCUGGAGAGAAGAUCGGCGUGGUUGGACGUACUGGCGCUGGCAAAAGCUCGUUGGUCUUGGCCAUAUUCCGCAUGCUCUCUGCCAGUGAGGGAACUAUUCGCAUCGACAAUAUAGAUAUUCUGAAGAUGCGUCUUUUUGACCUCAGACACAAUCUCAGUAUUAUCCCUCAGGACUCGCACCUAUUUGAAGGCACCUUGAGACAGAAUCUCGAUCCCUUCUGUGAACAUAGCGAUGAGAAACUAUGGCACGUUUUGGAGCUUUCUAACCUCAAAACUUCCGUCGAGCGCCUUGACGGUGGCCUAGGCUUGGAUAGUCGGGUAAGUGAAGGAGGAAGCAACUUUUCUGCUGGUCAGAAACAACUCAUGUGUUUGGGACGAGCUCUCCUAAACCCAUCCAGGGUUUUACUUCUUGACGAAGCCACUGCGGCUGUGGACGUGCAAACAGACAAAAUAAUACAGGAGACAAUCCGUCGUGAAUUUAGAGAAAAGACAAUCAUUACAAUUGCACAUCGCUUGGAUACUGUUAUGGAUAGCGAUCGCAUAUUAGUGUUGGAUCAUGGAGAGGUCAAGGAGUUUGAUACGCCUGGCCGCCUUCUUCGAGACCCCAACAGUGAAUUCCGAAGCAUGUGCGAAGCUAAUAAAUAG
This is a messenger RNA of Candidozyma auris, 4479 nucleotides long. RefSeq lists its product as uncharacterized. Gene Ontology annotation, biological process: transmembrane transport. Gene Ontology annotation, molecular function: ABC-type transporter activity; ATP hydrolysis activity; ATP binding. Gene Ontology annotation, cellular component: membrane. The coding region runs from base 1 to 4479 and encodes 1492 amino acids. The record is from RefSeq and is a predicted model, not a curated record. Lineage: Eukaryota; Fungi; Ascomycota; Pichiomycetes; Serinales; Metschnikowiaceae. The transcript has a single exon.